AUUGUGCGCGGUGCCGAAAAUUUUCAAUAUAUUUUUGAAGUUUAUUUUUCUUUGUAAUAAUUCAUUAAUAAAUAUAAUGGCUUUGAAUAUUCAUAUCGAUUCACCGAAAGUUAAAUAUACCGAAGAUUAUAUCGAAUCGGAAUACGAAUAUCAAACUGCGAAUGUGUUAAAAGAUGAUACCGACAAGUAUACGGUAAAACCAAUAACGACGAAACUUUUAAUAAGAACUCAAAUAAAAGUACCGAAACUUGGUGUUAUGUUAGUGGGUUUGGGUGGAAACAAUGGUACAACCAUAACAGCAGCCUUACUAGCAAACAAACAUAAACUCACGUGGGAAACUAAAACUGGAAUUAAAAAGGCCAAUUGGUAUGGUUCAAUGCUUCAAGCAUCUACAGUUAAAUUAGGAAGUAAAAAUAAUCAAGAUGUAUUUGUACCAAUGUCUUCACUGUUACCAAUGGUUAAUCCAAACGAUAUAGAAAUUGAUGGUUGGGAUAUUUCGAGUAUGAAUCUUGCUGAUGCCAUGGAACGUGCUGAAGUUAUAGACAUUAAUUUACAAAAACAAUUAAAACCUUAUAUGAUCCAUAUGAAACCGAGAAAAAGUUUAUAUUAUCCUGAUUUUAUUGCAUCUAAUCAAAAAGAUAGAGCUGAUAAUGUUAUACACGAAACAAAACUCGGACAAUUGAAUUUGAUUAGAAAAGACAUUGCGGAAUUUAAAAUGUCUAAAAAUUUGGAUCAAGUUAUCAUUUUGUGGACUGCGAAUACCGAAAGAUUUUCAACAAUUAAUCCAGGAAUAAAUGAUACUGCUGACAAUUUAUUAAAUGCUAUUAACGAAAAUCAUCCUGAAAUUAGUCCGAGUACAAUGUUCGCAGUAGCAGCAGCAUUGGAAGGGUGCACUUAUAUAAACGGUUCACCGCAAAAUACUUUUGUACCGGGUGCAAUCGAAUUGGCCGAAAGACAAGGAACAUUUAUCGGUGGUGAUGAUUUUAAAUCUGGCCAAACUAAAUUGAAAUCAGUUCUCGUUGAUUUUUUAGUAUCAGCAGGUAUAAAACCAGUUUCCAUUGUAAGUUAUAAUCAUCUUGGAAACAACGAUGGUUAUAAUUUAUCGGCUCCCCAACAAUUUCGUUCUAAAGAGAUUUCUAAAAGCAACGUGGUAGACGAUAUGGUUCAAUCUAAUCAAAUUUUAUACGAACCUGGUGAAAAACCAGAUCACUGUGUCGUUAUUAAAUAUGUUCCGUAUGUUGGUGAUAGCAAAAGGGCAAUGGAUGAAUACAUGUCAGAAAUUAUGCUUGGUGGUCAUAAUACUAUAGUAGUACAUAAUACUUGUGAGGACUCUUUAUUGGCAAGUCCAAUCAUUUUGGAUUUGGUAUUACUUGCUGAAUUAUGUUCUCGUAUUACCUUCCGACAUGAAAAUGAAGGAGAAGAAAAAUCACGACGUUUUGAUAGUAUUCUUUCUAUCCUAUCAUAUUUAUUAAAAGCACCAUUGGUACCAAAAGGUACACCUGUGAUAAAUGCAUUAUUCAGACAACGUGCUGCUAUAGAAAAUUUAUUUAGAGCAUGUCUUUCAUUACCACCAGAAAAUAAUAUGCUUUUGGAAUAUAAAAUUAAUUUAAGACAAUCAUAAUAUCAUAUGAAUUUUUAUGUUUUGCUAAAAAGUAAAGCAUAGAUAUAUAUAUAUAUAUUAUUAUAUUAUUAAAAAACAAUCUUGUCAAAUUAAUAAAUAUUAUAUUAUUUUGGA
Polistes canadensis is the source of this 1735-nucleotide messenger RNA. RefSeq names its product inositol-3-phosphate synthase 1-A (gene Inos). The transcript is spliced from 7 exons. The coding region runs from base 77 to 1621 and encodes 514 amino acids. The record is from RefSeq and is a predicted model, not a curated record. Gene Ontology annotation, cellular component: cytoplasm. NCBI's taxonomy places the organism in Eukaryota, Metazoa, Arthropoda, Insecta, Hymenoptera, Vespidae. Gene Ontology annotation, biological process: phospholipid biosynthetic process; inositol biosynthetic process. Gene Ontology annotation, molecular function: inositol-3-phosphate synthase activity.